Messenger RNA from Marmota flaviventris (yellow-bellied marmot), 3663 nucleotides. RefSeq names its product elongation factor for RNA polymerase II (gene Ell). The record is from RefSeq and is a predicted model, not a curated record. Gene Ontology annotation, cellular component: transcription elongation factor complex. NCBI's taxonomy places the organism in Eukaryota, Metazoa, Chordata, Mammalia, Rodentia, Sciuridae. Gene Ontology annotation, biological process: positive regulation of transcription elongation by RNA polymerase II; snRNA transcription by RNA polymerase II; transcription elongation by RNA polymerase II. Gene Ontology annotation, molecular function: cis-regulatory region sequence-specific DNA binding.
GCGAUGGUCGCAAGAUGGCGGCGCUGAAGGAGGCUCGGAGCUACGGGCUGUCGUGCGGGCGGGUGAGCGACGGCAGCAAGGUGUCUGUGUUCCACGUGAAGCUCACCGACAGUGCCCUGAAGGCCUUCGAGAGCUACCGCGCCAGCCAGGAUUCUCUUUCACUGAGACCAUCAAUCCGAUUUCAAGGAAGCCAAGGGCACAUCUCCAUCCCUCAGCCUGACUGCCCCGAGGAGGCGCGGACAUUCUCCUUCUACCUCUCCAACAUCGGCCGGGACAGCCCCCAGGGCAGCUUCGACUGCAUCCAGCAGUACGUCUCCAGCCAUGGGGACGUCCACCUGGACUGCCUGGGCAGCAUCCAGGACAAGGUCACAGUGUGCGCCACUGACGACUCCUAUCAGAAGGCCCGUGAGAGCAUGGCGCAGGCGGAGGAAGAGACUCGGAGCCGUGGGGCCAUCGUCAUCAAGCCUGGAGGCCGCUACCUGGGCAAAAAGGUUCACUUCCGGAAGCCAGCCCCAGGGGCGACAGAUGCAGUGCCUUCCCGGAAGCGUGCCACCCCCAUCAACCUGGCAAGUGCUAUCAGGAAGAGUGGUGUAAGUGGGGCCAGCGGGGUGUCCCAGAGGCCUUUCCGUGACCGAGUGCUGCACCUCCUGGCCCUGAGGCCCUACCGGAAGGCCGAGCUGCUGCUGAGGCUACAGAAGGACGGCCUGGCGCAGGCAGACAAGGACUCGCUGGAUGGCCUGCUCCAGCAGGUGGCCAAUGUGAAUGCCAAGGACGGCACAUGCACGCUGAGGGACUGCAUGUACAAGGACGUGCAGAAGGACUGGCCUGGCUACUCAGAGGGGGACCAGCAGCUGCUGAAACGAAUGCUUGUCCGCAAGCUGUGCCAGCCACAGAGCACCAGCCUGCCUGGAGACCCCGUGGCCGCCAGCCCCCCGGGCGAGCAUGGCAGCUCAGCCUCGCCCCCUCAGAAACGGCCACAGCCACCUGAUUUCAUUGACCCCCUGGCCAACAAGAAACCCAGGAUAUCGCACUUCGCCCAGAGAGCCCAGCCUGCCCUCAACGGGAAACUGAGUGUGCCCAAUGGCCGCGAGGCCCUCCUGCCCACCCCAGGGCCGCCGACUAGCACGGACACCCUCAGCUCCAGUGCCCAUCUGCCUCCGCGACUGGAGCCCCCGCGGGCCCAUGACCCCCUGACCGAUGUUAGCAAUGACCUGGGCCACAGUGGCCAGGACAGUAAGCGCGGGGAGGCCGCUGCCCCCAGCCCUGCCACUCACCUUGGUCUCCCCCUGCUGACGGACUGCACCCAGCCCGACAGGCCCCACGACAGCCCUGCCCGCAGCAAGCCCAAGAAGAAGUCCAAGAAGCACAAAGACAAGGAGAGGGCGGCCGAGGACAGGCACCGGACCCAGCCGCCAGAUCACGCUCCUGCCACCCACAGAGCUCCCCCCGAUGCCCCAGGUCUGAACGGGACCUGCAGCAGCGCCAGCGUGCCCUCGUCCACAUCAGAGACACCAGACUAUCUGCUAAAAUACGCGGCCAUCUCCUCCUCCGAGCAGCGCCAGAGCUACAAGAACGACUUCAACGCUGAGUACAGCGAGUACCGCGACCUGCACGCCCGCAUCGAGCAGAUCACGCGGCGCUUCACACAGCUGGAUGCCCAGCUGCGGCAGCUCUCGCAGGGCUCCGAGGAGUACGAGACCACUCGCGGGCAGAUUCUGCAGGAAUAUCGAAAAAUCAAAAAGACCAACACCAACUACAGCCAGGAGAAGCACCGCUGCGAGUACCUGCACAGCAAGCUGGCGCACAUCAAGAGGCUCAUCGCCGAGUACGACCAGCGGCAGCUGCAGGCCUGGCCCUAGCCGGCACCCUCCACCUCACGGGCCCUCUGGGUGCCAGGGGCUGGGGGGCGCGCGUGGGAGAGAGGAUUUAUUUAAAACAAUAAACACGGGAGAUGUACGCAUCUGAGCCAGCACCACGGCUGUCAGGGAGGCCUCGCCAUGCUCGCCCAGUGGGGUGGCCCAGGCCCGCCCUGCCUCCCAGCAGUCCCUGCAGGCCAGGCCCACGGAAGCCCACCUCGGGGUCCCACUUCCCCUCUCGCCACAACCGAAGACCGGAGGCCAGCCUGCCUGCCUUUUCUAGUUUUAUACAAUGUCAGCCACUUUUAGCUACUGCUAGAGACUCAAGUCUAUUUUUGUACAAAAGAGAAAGCAAAAUCUUUUUUUCUAAACCUGUGCCUCCCUCUCCUUGGACAUCCAGGGUCUAGAUGUUACCCUGUGUCCUUUCCCGCAGUAUUAAGACGCCACCGAAAGGCACAGCGCUGGGGACUUCCCAGGAGAAUCCGAGCUGGUGGGCCAGGGCCCCGGGGCUGGGCAAGGUCUCUGCUCCAAAGCCACCUUCGAGGCUUCGGUCAGGGGGACUCUCCCAGCGCCCCUGGAAAGCUGCUCAGAGCUGAGGAGGCCGCGCUCCGGGCCCCUGCCAGUCCUGCUGUUUCAGGGCCGCGGGUGUGUUGUGCUGCAAGCUGAAGUCCUCGGCAGCGGCAGCACGAUGUCCCAAGGUCCUCGGUUUCCCCCUCGCAGCUGCUCUCGGUUCCGAGCCGUCGAGGCCGUGCGGUUUCUGCUGACCGUGCCCUGGCCCUGGCUCCAUCCACCUGUGCGUCCUGGGGUUGUGCCAGCAGGGCCACCGCUGGGGCUUGCACUCAGGGAGGGGCUGGGGCCCCGUGGACAGAGCUGCGGGAACCCGAGGACACGCCCUAUCUGUCCUCUCUGGGGCACAAGCUCCACAGAUAACCCAAUUGCUGCUUUGUUGCUGUGCCUAGUCUCUUAGUGUCCCCCAAAGCAUUGGGGGACUAUGUGUGUGUGUGUGUGUGUGUGUGCGCGCGAGUGUAUGUGACCCCUACAAGGUGUGGGGGGCGAGGCGAGUGUUCACAUUCAGGGCCAAGCGAAGCCAUGACUCGGGAAUGUGGUGGGGGCGGCUGUGACCAGGGUCAGUCACGGUGGGGGGGCGCUGCCGUCCACAGCAGUGAGGCGGGAGGGCGGGCGGGUAAACACAGAUGCGUCUAUUUUUCUAAACCGUGGGGGUGUCUCCCAGUGGCUUCCAAAGAGCUGGCGCCUGUGUGGAGGCGCCUGCGUAUGUCCCACCCGCCCCAGUGUCUUUCCUUUGGGACCCCUGGGGUCCCCACAUCUCUGAGGAAACUGAUCCUUCAUGUUUCAAUAGCUGUUAUUUUGUUUGGCAUCUGGGGUGGGGAGGGCGGCCCAGGCGGGCUCUGCCCCCUCCCUCGGGGGUGGAAGGACUUGCUGAAGGAGGCCCGGCCGCCCUCCACCGCCCCGUCCCAGGCCCCGCAGAGUUCGCCUCUCCUGGGCGUCUGCAUCCUCCUCCUCGGAGGAAGCUGUUGUGCCUCGGGGUUGAUGGACGAAAGUUCUAGCUGAUUAAAGAUGGUCUAACUUAUUGACGUUUUUUCCUUUUAAUGUUGUACUGUGGAGAAAAACUAUUUUGAGCCAUGGAGUUGGUGUUUACAAGAACUUUUCACUUUUGCCAAAAUGUUACAAUUGAAAGGCGUCGCAUCUUCAGUCCCCUCGUAUUUUCUUAAGCACCUGGUGUCCUUUUUGUACACUCAACACGGGAAUGCUGAGUUUUUCAACCUACAAUAAAUUUCACUGAACUGAA